This is a messenger RNA of Hyposmocoma kahamanoa, 2062 nucleotides long. RefSeq lists its product as uncharacterized. The coding region runs from base 1 to 1296 and encodes 431 amino acids. Gene Ontology annotation, cellular component: nucleus. The transcript is spliced from 10 exons. NCBI's taxonomy places the organism in Eukaryota, Metazoa, Arthropoda, Insecta, Lepidoptera, Cosmopterigidae. The record is from RefSeq and is a predicted model, not a curated record.
AUGGAGGACGACAGUCAUGAAGAAAACCCUCCACCUACAUCGCGAUUCAGAAGUCCGGCCUUCAACAAAAAGGAAACUUGCGCAUUGCUCCAACUAAUUGAGAAGUAUAAAGUUGUUAUUUUGAACAAAUCGGUGACUUCAGCGGUUUGCCAAGCGAAAGACGCGGCUUGGACGAAGAUUGCUAAAGAAUUUAAUAAAAUGGGUUUUGAUAACCAAAGGCAAUCUGAAAGUCUUCGCACCAAGUGGGAAAACAUGAAAAGAGAUGCCCGUAGGCUGUCUAAAGAUGUCCUGGAUAGCAAAUUCGGCGAUUGCAGUGUCACAGCUAGAAUUGUUGGUCUUAUAUGUGAGGCAGAUAACAUGGGAGCUGUUGAUGGACCACUGGAUUUAAUUGACAAUGAAAUUGAGUGUAAUGAUAGUGAGUCUGAGGAGCAAAAAGAUACAACUAAUAACUUUAAAAAUAUAUUUGAUGAUGGUGCUGAGAGAAUGUCUGAAAUUGAAUCUGGCGAUGAUGAUGGUGCAAGAAACAAAAAGCGUCGUUCCCUAAACUUUUCGCCGCAAGAAUGUCGAGUACUUCUGCAGUGUGUACGCAAAGAGAAGAAAUUCGUUUUCUGUAAGGAAGCAACUCUCAAGGCUAAAGAAUUAAAAAAUUCAGCUUGGUCUAGGAUAACAAACGCUUACAACAAAUUAAGUCCACAAAAAAGGUCAACAAAAACACUACGAAUAAAGUUCGACAAUAUGAAAACACGUGCGAAACGCGCUGGCGAUGAAUACUUUCGGGGCAUUAAAAGAAAGAAACAUGAAAAAUUAGUUGAAGAUAGUUUUAGCAAAAUCAAGAAGGAACCAGUACGAGAAUACAAGGUAGACUCCGAAUCAGAAAACGCAGACAUGGAUGAAACAGAAUUUAGCAACCAUGAUAGUCCAUUGGAAACCUAUGGUGACUUCACAGCUGACCCUCUCAGCUCUGUGCUUAACGGAGAUUCUGGUAUAGGUUCUACCAACAUGGGUACUGUCAAUAAUACUGAAAAUAAAGAAAUUAUAAAAUUAAAAACUGAACUGUUGAACUAUCAACUUGAAACUGCUAAGUUAGAAAGACGAAAAAUAGAAAAUGCAAUCCAAGAAGAGACAAAGAACUGCCAAAUCCGAGCAAUAGAGCGUGCAUUAAGACUGCGCACGGCGCGAUUGGAAGCCAUCGCGGCCGAAGCGCGAUUGCCGCGGGCGCAUCUAGCACUACAUUUUACGCCCGAGGAAGCGCACGCGCAGAAUUAUCUGGCGCAGUACCAGCACGAAAUCAACUAAUUGUAAGAUGCUUAUAUAAAAUGUUUGCGCAAAUUACAUUAUGUAAGGCCGUGAUAUGUUCAAAAGCAACUUGGAAAACUACGGAAUACAUCUAUUUAUAAUUCUUCAAUGGUAAUGCCGGCUACAUGUGAUCCAAUGUAAUUUGCGUAUAACGUUUAUUUUAAUUUGAUUCCAAAUUGAGGGCGACAGUGUUGCGCGGUUUUAUUGAAGUCGUAAAAGUUUAACACGCCCAUAAAAAUAUUAUGUCGUAACUCGCAAUAGACACCACAGUAGGCUGACCGUUGUGUUCAGUUAUAGUACUAUUUUCUAAACUCCGAACUUCGAAGCUAUUCAAUUUUUAUCAAUACACCAUCACGAACAAACUUAUAUAUUUAUUCUUCAUUAUCUUGAAAUACGAUUACGAUUGGAACAUAAUAAUCCCUACUUAUAAUAACAAAAUAACCGAUAAUGGAAAUGACGCAAUUGCUUUCUAACAACAAUACGCACAAAGUACCUGAUGCCCUUGAAAUAUAUGCAACAAUAAUGCACCUACACGAAAUAUAAUACAUUAAUUAUUUAUUACACAUGCAUAUAAUUUAUCGCUUUUUGUAAAAUAUAUUUUUUAUUUUAUUUUGUUUAUUUCGCACAAAACAAUCAAUCGAAACCUCAGUAUUAGUUCCAUUUAAAGAAGAAAAUAUUCCGCCUGGGUGGCAAACUAGGGGAUGAAUCCGUUUUCGCGCACUUUCCGUAACCAAUUCCCAUAAAACUUGGCAAAUAGAUGUAAUUC